GUGAUUUCCAUGGCAGCCGCAGCCGCGCGGCUGAGGAGAGGCGGUGGCGACGCGGCCGCUCCCGUUCCUCAUCCCGCUCCCGCAGCCGCUCUCGAUCCCGCUCCCUGCCCACUGCGAUGGUGCCCGAGCGGAGCCGCGGCGGCGGAGGGGCGGUCGUGCCGCUGCUGCGCGGCUCCAGCCGGGCGCGGGGGCGGCGGCAGCAGCAGCAGCAGCGCAGACCUUAAUUUAUUUGGGAUUGGGAUCCCCAUGGCACGUGAACUAGAGGAUAAUUCGGAGUAGGAGGUGUUUUGAUCCUUCCCAAGAUGGUGGGGAAGCUGAAGCAGAACCUGCUGCUGGCGUGCCUGGUGAUCAGCUCGGUGACCGUGUUCUACCUGGGCCAGCACGCCAUGGAGUGCCACCACCGCAUGGAGCAGCGCGGGCAGCCCCCGCGGGGGGACAGCGCCAGGGCCACGCUGGGCACGGCCCCCGCUGGCACCGGCGGUGGCAGUGCCAACCGGAGCCUGCCCUACAGCAAGGACAUGCCCCUGAUCUUCAUCGGGGGCGUGCCCCGCAGCGGCACCACGCUGAUGCGCGCCAUGCUGGACGCGCACCCCGACAUCCGCUGCGGGGAGGAGACCAGGGUGAUCCCCAGGAUCCUGGCCGUCAAGCAGAUGUGGGCCAGGUCCAGCAAGGAGAAAAUCCGCCUGGACGAGGCCGGGGUCACGGAUGAGGUGCUGGAUUCGGCCAUGCAGGCGUUCCUGCUGGAGAUCAUCGUCAAGCACGGCGAGCCCGCUCCCUAUUUGUGUAACAAGGAUCCCUUCGCUUUAAAAUCCUUAACUUACCUGGCCAGGAUUUUCCCCAAUGCCAAAUUCCUGCUGAUGGUGCGGGAUGGCCGUGCCUCUGUGCACUCCAUGAUCUCCAGGAAGGUCACAAUAGCUGGCUUUGACCUGAACAGCUACAGGGACUGCCUGACCAAGUGGAACCGGGCCAUAGAGACCAUGUACAACCAGUGCAUGGAGGUGGGCUUCCAGAGGUGCAUGCUGGUGCACUAUGAACAGCUGGUGCUGCACCCUGAGAGGUGGAUGAGGACUCUCCUCAAGUUCCUGCACAUCCCCUGGAACCAGGCAGUGCUGCACCAUGAGGAGAUGAUUGGAAAAGCAGGGGGGGUUUCUCUUUCCAAGGUUGAAAGAUCCACUGACCAAGUGAUCAAGCCAGUGAAUGUGGAAGCCCUGUCCAAGUGGGUAGGGAAGAUCCCAGCUGAUGUCCUGCAGGACAUGCCAGUGAUUGCCCCCAUGCUGGCCAAGCUGGGCUAUGACCCCUAUGCCAACCCCCCCAACUAUGGGAAGCCAGACCAGAAAGUGGUGGAAAACACCAGGAGGGUCUAUAAAGGUGAAUUUCAGCUUCCUGACUUCCUCAAAGAAGUGCCACAGCCGAAGAAGACAGUAGAAAGGAGACUGAACCUAUGGAAUAGAAGAUAAAAUGGACAUUUCUUGCACAGAAGAAGAUCAGCUGCUGCCUUUUCCAUGGGAAUGAUCCCUCAGGCCUGUCCCCCUGGCAUCAGAGGUGUGCUGCUCAUGGCCUGCUCUCAGAAUGUUCUCUCCUCUUGCUUUCAUCCUGGUUUUGUUUCAAAUUUUGCUGUUGUGAGCGCAUGUAAACCUGUUAAAAAACAACAAAAAAAAUCACUGAUGUUAAUGUACAACUGCUUUACAUUCGCACAACUAUUUUUUUAAGGUUUUAAAAAAUGCAAAAGCAAUGCCUGUCUCUGAAAUUGCUCUUCUCUUUUAAUUACAGGGCUCCAUCUUCAGAUUUUUUUUGUUUCUUGUAGCAGUUUGGUUUUAAAUGUACAAAGCUUUCAAGAGUGGUCUGUGCUUGUCCUGAAAGAUUCUUGGUGCAAAAGUUGUUUUAUUCAUAUGUGAAAAAUGUUAAAUAUCUUUUAUUUAAAAAGGAAAAAAAGUUGAUAAAUUACAUGUACAAUUACAAUUCAAUGAUCUUUUGUAUUUUAUUUUUCAAAAUAAAUGCUUUAAAUGUGA
Messenger RNA from Pyrgilauda ruficollis (rufous-necked snowfinch), 2009 nucleotides. RefSeq names its product tyrosylprotein sulfotransferase 1 (gene TPST1). Gene Ontology annotation, molecular function: protein-tyrosine sulfotransferase activity. The transcript has 7 exons. The coding region runs from base 303 to 1457 and encodes 384 amino acids. Gene Ontology annotation, cellular component: Golgi apparatus. NCBI's taxonomy places the organism in Eukaryota, Metazoa, Chordata, Aves, Passeriformes, Passeridae. The record is from RefSeq and is a predicted model, not a curated record. Gene Ontology annotation, biological process: peptidyl-tyrosine sulfation.